AUGUUUGUUCAGGGUCCCGCGAUAAACAAGUGGUCUGACCGCGAUAAAGCGGCUGUACAUCUGGGGGCCUUAUUCCCCUGUCACUUCGACAUACCUUUGGGGAAUUCGUUCGCAAUGGCUUCCCGCUUCUUUCCUUCCCGCAAAACAGGCCUUGCCCUCGUUGCAGGUUGUCUAUUGUUCUCUGGUCUAGCAGCAGCUCAUGGUGGCCACGGACAUCUCUCCGUCGGCCAGAUCGAGGACCAAUUGCAGAGCUGCCCAGUGGUCGAGUCUCUCAAUGAACACAAGCGUGCCAACCAGCCCGAGACUGCUAGCUUAACAGCUAAGAUAUUCGCCAUUCUCUUCCCAAGCAGUCCCGCCGUGAACGCGCUACUGGCAACAUUGUACAUCUCCGGCCCUCCCAACUUCCUCUUGGCACUAUGCCCGCCCAACAUUGACCCCUCUUCGCUAUCGGUGAUGGUGGCCUUCGCCGUUGGCGGUUUGCUAGGUGACACCCUCUUCCACCUCCUCCCUGAGAUCUUCGUCGGUGAAGACUCACCCGACCAUGUGAGCUUCGUGAUGGUCGAGCCCAACAAGAACCUCCUCCUCGGCCUAGGUAUCAUGGUUGGCUUCUUCACCUUCGUAGCAAUGGACAAGAUCCUGCGCAUUGCAACCGGCGGCGAAGGCGGCCACGAUCACUCCCACCACGCGCACGCCGAGUCCAUCGCUGCAGUCGCAUCUGGGGCCGAGACCAGCAAGUCUGGCGAGCUCAAGCAGCGCAAGCCUACCAAGGAAGCUUCCACUCCGGUAGCUGUCCCAGAGAAGGAGAUUAACCCCAGUGCUAAGCUUGGUGGUUACUUGAAUCUUAUUGCGGACUUCACGCAUAACAUCACUGAUGGUCUGGCACUGUCUUCUUCCUUCUAUGCUUCCCCUACUAUCGGCGCCACGACCACCGUGGCUGUUUUCUUCCAUGAGAUCCCCCACGAGGUCGGCGACUUCGCUCUGCUCAUUCAGUCUGGCUUUUCAAAGCGCAAGGCCAUGGGUGCCCAGUUUGUCACUGCCAUUGGUGCAUUCUUGGGAACCAUCAUUGGCAUCGCAGUCCAAGAGCUUGGUGGUAAUGGUACAAUGUUGGAUGACAUCGAGCCCGUUGGACUGUGGGGAACCAGUCUUACUUGGGGUGACAUGCUUCUCCCAUUCACAGCAGGUACCUUCUUGUAUGUUGGAACUGUGGCUGUGAUUCCCGAACUACUGGAGACUGGCAAGGACAAGGGCCUAGAGAUCCGUAAGACAAUCGUCCAAUUCUUGGCUGUUGCUCUUGGUGCUGGAAUUAUGCUUGCAAUCUCUUGGCACUAG
Messenger RNA from Penicillium salamii, 1329 nucleotides. Lineage: Eukaryota; Fungi; Ascomycota; Eurotiomycetes; Eurotiales; Aspergillaceae. The record is from the annotation of a GenBank genome assembly.